CGCCGUUUAUAACGACGACGACCAAGAACAUAAACAGGAAGCCACUAAAGCGAACAGGUUUCAGUAAAGUGUCGUAUUAUUAAAAUUCAUCUUUCAGACCUCCACAAAAACUCAAAAUGGGGAAGCGACAGCACCAAAAAGAUAAAAUGUACAUCACUUGUAGUGAGUACACACAUUUUUAUGGAGGGAAGAAAUCAGAAAUCCCACAGGCAAACUUCAGACGACUGUCAUUUGACCACUGCAGCUUGUCCCUUCAGCCAUUUGAGUAUCCUGUUUGUACUGAGGAGGGAGUCGUCUUUGACCUGCUGAGCAUUGUCCCAUGGAUCAAGAAGUAUGGUACUAAUCCAGCCACUGGAGAGAAACUGGAAGCAAAGUCCCUCAUCAAACUUAACUUUGCCAAGAACAAUGAUGGAAAGUAUCACUGCCCAGUUCUGUACAACAUCUUCACAAAUAAUUCUUACAUCGUUGCCAACAAGGUCACCGGCAACGUGUUUUCUCACGAGGCUGUUGAGCAACUCAACAUUAAGACCAAAAGUUUUAAAGAUCUGCUGACUGACGAACCCUUUACCCGAAAGGACAUUAUAAUACUUCAGGAUCCCACAAACCUGGAUAAAUUCAAUGUGUCCAACUUCUUCCACGUAAAAAACAACCUGAAGGUUUUGGAUCCAGAUGAGGAAAAGGCCAAGCUGGACCCAGCCUACCACCUGAGGACCACCAAUCUCGAGACCAGGGAGACCUUAGCUGAGCUGUACAAAGACUACAAGGGCGAUCAGCUGCUGGCUUCCACUAUGAAGGAGCCACAGGCCAAGAAGACGGAUAAAUUAAACGCUGCCCACUACUCCACAGGCCGAGUUUCCGCCUCCUUCACGUCCACAGCUAUGACUCCUGCAACAACACACGAAGCAGAUGCCAUCGCAGAUGACACCGUGCGCUACCAGUAUGUGAAGAAAAAAGGCUACGUUCGUCUUCACACAAACAAGGGAGAUCUCAAUGUUGAGUUGCACUGUGAUAAGGUUCCCAAAGCUGGAGAGAAUUUCACCCGUCUGUGUAAAAAAGGCUACUAUGAUGGGACUGUCUUCCACAGGUCCAUCCGUAAUUUUAUGAUUCAAGGAGGGGACCCCACUGGCACUGGCACAGGAGGGGAAUCCUUCUGGGGAAAACCUUUCAAGGAUGAAUUUCGGCCCAACCUGUCCCAUACCGGCCGGGGGGUUCUCAGUAUGGCAAACUCUGGUCCAAACACCAACAAGUCCCAGUUCUUCAUCACGUUCCGGUCGUGCACCUACCUCGACAGGAAGCACACAGUAUUUGGAAGGAUUGUUGGUGGCUUUGAGACUCUAACAGCCAUGGAAAAUGUGGAGAGUGAUCCCAAAACAGACAAACCAAAGUCGGAGAUCAAGAUCAUAAGUGCGACUGUGUUCGUGGACCCAUACGAAGAGGCUGAUGCUCAGAUUGCAGCAGAGCGAGAAAAGGAGCUUCAGGAGCAGGAGGAGGAGAAGCAGCAAACCAGCAUUGCCCUGAAGAAAGCCAAGGAGGAGCAGGCACCAAAGACCUUCAAAGCAGGUGUAGGGAAAUACAUCAACCCUGCCACAACAAAACGUCCAGCUGCUGAAGAGGAAAAUGGGCCGUCCACCAGCGGAGCAGUGGCCAAGAAGUCCAAAGGCAAGACCAGCUUCGGAGACUUCAGCUCCUGGUAGCAUCAACACAUUCAGCAUUUACCCGUCUGUAUUUUUACUUUUCUGGUUUAGCAUGAGCAAAAUGUAUUUCAAAUUCAUACUUAUCUAAUUGUUUUUUAUCUCUCAGUAGUGUUGUUGUCUUGUCAAAUGAGAAAUUAAAGUUACUUUUUUUUUUUCAAAGA
Molecule: messenger RNA, 1855 nt
Organism: Morone saxatilis (striped sea-bass)
Lineage: Eukaryota; Metazoa; Chordata; Actinopteri; Moronidae
Gene: ppil2
Product: peptidylprolyl isomerase (cyclophilin)-like 2
Exons: 20
Coding region: 117-1694 (525 amino acids)
Biological process (GO): protein folding; protein peptidyl-prolyl isomerization; protein polyubiquitination
Cellular component (GO): catalytic step 2 spliceosome
Molecular function (GO): peptidyl-prolyl cis-trans isomerase activity; ubiquitin-ubiquitin ligase activity
Source: RefSeq, a predicted model, not a curated record